GUUUGGUUUGUCAUCUAACUGUCUGUCCUUUAGUUAUACAAAACGUACCACUGCGGUAAGUCAAGUCUAUCAAGCGAGUUGUAUAUUUCCUCAAUAAUUGAUAUGACAAUAACCUUCUAACUGAUUUAAUUUGGGAAUCUGUAUCGUAGCUCGUUUCGUCAGUGGAGAGGAAUUAGGAAUGACAAAAAAGAACGAAACCGCCGUCUUUUCAGUGACUGUCCCAAACACCAUCUACGGCCUAGUAGCUACUCGCUAGCUAGCUAGCUGAUUUGACAUUUGACUGGCUAGUUGUGGAAAACUUUUCUGAUGAUCCAACUGUCCACUGCUGGUAAGUAAGUGUCCACAGGAGUCCACAACAUUACAAUGACAUCUCAAGAUGGAGAGGGAGCUGGAGGAUUUAGUAUCCUUCAGUAGACGUGUAUUUAGAGCUAUGGACCUUAACUCGACAUGCACCCUGACCUGUCGCCCCACCUGCACACAGAUGAGUGCAAUGAGCUUAUAAACAGCCUGCGGCGGUGCCACACAGAGCAUAAUUUCUUGAAGUUCUUCGGAACAUGCAAUGACAUCGAUCGCGCCAUGCGUCACUGCCUGCACAAUGAGAGGCUGGAAAAGCGGGAGCGCAACAAACAGCAUGCACAAGCCAUGAGAAAGAGGCUGAAAGAAGCAUCUACGGAGCAGAUCUCAUAGACCUUUAAUACAAACCUUCAUUCAGGAGUGCUGCCUUGCUGAAAUACCCAAAUGGGACACUGAACUAAGCACGCCUCACUAUUUUGACGAUUCAACAAUAGAGAACCUUGGUCACUCUGUUGCAGAGGUUAGCUUUAACACAAUACUGUAAACAUUAGGUAUAUUACCUUAUUUAAUGGUAAUAGUUGAGAGAAACACAGCCAAAGCCAAAGUGUGCUACGUAGAACGGUUUACUCUGACAUUAACAAACAAUCAGAAGAUUUGGUGUCAUCUGUACACAUUCAAAUAGCCUCUUGGUUUGGGGCUACUAAAUCUACGAGUGGUCAUUAUACACUCACGGGACACAUAAUGAGGUAUACGGUACCUGCACAGCUGAAUGAGGUGCAAUACAGUAGCUGUAUCUAAAUUUCCACCUAUACAAAGAUCUUUUUUUUUUGAAUGACACAAUAUUAUUGUGGUUGUAGUUUGCAGUGGAAUUGAAAUAGUGGAUGCAUUUCAAACAAGGAUCUAAUUCACGUUGAGAAAAAGCAGGACUCUCAAUGAAUGAAUGGAUGGGUGUCACACAGAUUUCUUUAAUUCCUGUCAAAUAAAGUGUGUUAUAUUAAAAGAACUUUGUGUAAUGUCAUCAACAUAAGCUUUAUAAAUACUUUCCUCACUGAUAUAUUAGACUAAACUAUAACUGCAACAGCUAAAAUGGAGCAUAAACAAUAAAUAGGGGGUGAAAGCCAUACCUGCACAAUGUAAAGAUCCAAUGCAAGAGCUGUAUAAUACGCAUUUCUGAUUGAGACAUGCAUUCAUUUAACAAUGUGUGUAUUAUUGUGGUUUUGGUUUGGGAACUGUUCUUCCAAAAAAAAUACCUGCUCAUUACCUUCACUAUACAGACAUAAUGCAAAGCAUGGAUACCUACACUCCGCAUAUUUUAGGAGCAUUGUUUAUAUUCAUAGACAUUUUGUAAGAUCCAGACACUUGCAACAGUGUAUUCCAGUGCUAGGAUGUGCCUCCAGCAAUUAUAUUGACCCAACAGUGAUAAGACACACUCUAAACACAACUGACAGCCUAUAUCCGUGGGGUACUGCUUCCAAUAGAAACUUCAGGCUCCCAUCAUGUUGAUUGAGGAAAGUGAGAUGGUGUCUACUCUAACAAAAACGGUACAUGCAGAUACUAGACACACCGUUUUAGUAUCUGCAAGCUUAUGUAUUCAUUUCAGCGGAAUACAGCCCUAUACCACCGCAAACCCAUAUAAUAACAAAAAAAGAACAAUAUGAAAAUACUGAGCCUUACUAUCUUUGUAAAGGCAGCGUGUAGUUUGUGCGAGUGUACCAUUUGUUGUGGUCGGUGUGUAUAUUUCAGUUGUGCUGCAACAGAAUUAGGAAAAUGUCACCUUGUGUGAAAACAAAACGUUGCACACUUGAAGCGGCAAACCAGAUGGAAAGAGAAUAGUUGGGCGGUUGCUGAACACUUAAAAAUUUGAUAUUUUGUUUUUUCCCAUCCGUCCAUCCAUUUUCUAUGUCGCUUCUCCUCAUUGGGGUCGCGGGGGUAUGCUGGAACCUAUCCCAGCUGACUUCGGGCGACAGGCGCAGGGCACAUAUAGACAAACAACCAUUCACACUCAUACCUAUGGACAAUUUAGAGUCGCCCAUUUAAUUCAUUUAUUUUUUUACAUAAGUCAAAAGAAAUGUGCUGAUAACAGGGUUUUCAUGGGACAGAAGAAAAACUUUACAUUAGCUUUCAUUAGAUCAAGUGUGCUGUUUUGGGCGGAAUUUUAUUUCUUCAAGUCAGUCAUCUGAAAUGGCUAUAAAAUAUAUAAGAGAAAAUAAAUUAUUUAUUCGAAACAUCCAUAUAAUAUAUGAUUUAACAUGCUUUUAACUUAGAAAUGUCCUUAGUCACAAAGGCAAACAUUAUUAGAAGUAACAUUUGCUUUAGGAAAUUAGUCACAUCUGUAACGAACACUUAAAACCCUGACUGCACUGCUAAUAUCCGGUAUAAACUAUGCCUUUUUCUAAAUCAUUGUCUUCAAUAAUGUUCGUCUGGCCUGGUGAAUAAAGGGUUACUUUGAGUUAGGAGCAAAGGAAAGUGGAAAAACCCUUUCCUCCAAUAAAUACAAAAAUAAAUAUACAACCAACAUCUUUAAAUGCUACUUACAAUGCAGGUACAAAACAUACCCAGAAAUAACAGGCCACACUUUCAUAUUAUGUACAUGCAACACAUUACACCUGUGCGCCAGUCUACAUGAUCUAGAUCUACACUGCAUGUGAACAAUUGCAAAAAUCAAGUGAUUUUUUUUCUCCAAAAUAGCUUUCACAUCCUGUAUCUCCUUUAUCUAUAGAUAUAUAUUUUUGGUAAAACAAAAUAGAAGUUUCCUUCAAAUGAACACGUGCUGACAGGGAUCACUGACAAUUACGGUAACCACUGUUUGUUGCCAAUCAGUGCACUACAAGUCCAUCAUGAUUGUACAUACAUUUUACACAAAAAUCAUUAUUUGAAAGUGGAAUCGUGCAUACACGUUUCCUCUGCAAAGGCUGAAUGGAGGAACUUGUUUGUUGAAGACGUUUCACCUUAAAAGGGCUUCUUCAGCCCUGCAUUUUUACGUGUGGAGUCUUCCUAUUUACGUCUCUGGUGGGUGUGUCCUCCUGGGGUGGUUACUAUAGGGUUGCUGUUGUAGGUCGUUCGUUAUCUGGUGGUAAACGUCACCUGUUGUCUCCUGACAACAAUGUCCUGACAUCUCUCCCCCACAGAUUGUCUCAUUCCACAGGAAGAGUGGAAUGUGAAGCUCACAGCUCAUUAGUCGGAGUCCAGUUGCCUCAAUUCAACCUUUGCGCGCUAACAUUACCUGGAUGACUGACAAUCUACACAGAAAUAUUACAUGUUUCUCACACAUAGAUGGGACGGAAUCCACUGCAAAAUUCUUCCACAUGCAUGACGCACGUUUUCACAUGACACUUCCAGUGUUUAUCAUUCAUCAUUUUGAUCAAUAAAUGUACACACAAAAUGUAAAAGCAAGUAGAAAUCAACUUAAAUUGCCACAUCUGGUUUGCUGAAAGUGAAAAUUGCGUAAAACGGAAUAGUGGUUGAUGAUGUUCGAUAUGGCUGAAGUCAAUAUGGACAAAAGUAAAGGGACAGAUUUCUAUUACGACUCCCUUUGCAGCUUUAAUAGCUUCCACUCUUCUGGCAGGACUUUCUUUAAGAUGUUGGAGUGUUUUUUGUUGUUUUUUUUUGUCAAGAGAGCUUGCUGGCUCACCAACGCUGUUCUCGUUCAUCCCAAAGGUGUUUCAUUAAUUAAAGUGCCACUCCAAGCAUGAAAUUAUGGACCUUGUUUUGUGAAUUGGGAACAAUAAAAUGCUUUCCCCAACCUGUUCUCACAAAGUUGGAAGGAAAGUUGCUCAAAAUGCCUCGACAGAAAAUAUGAUUCAGGAAGAACUAAGGGGCCAAAAGAAUUCAUUAAGUGCAGUGUCCCUCACUUUUGUCCACACAGAAUAGUCGCUGGUCAUGAAAAGUAAGUUGAUAAUAUUGAAGAUGUUACUGAAAAAAAGAGGUAGGUUUACUACUAUUUCUACGACUACUUCCUCAAAUGACUGAACAGCGACAAUGUGCCGUAUUGAGCUGAAUAUAAGGGGAAAAGUCGGAAAAAGACUCGUCAAUUUACAUUUGGGAUGUAGAAUUUAUAUAUGUGGAAAAGACGCCAACUGGUGCUGCUGCACAAGAUGUACGUUGGUAAACCUCACUCCCUGACACCUUAAGAGUUGCACUGAACAUCGAGUUGACAGUUCAGGCUUUUAGCUUGCUGGCUAGCCCUCUCGACUCUCAUUCUACAGACCCUGGUUUGAGCCUGGGCGGAAAGCAGGGGUGGCUGAACCAGGUGAGUUACGUCACCCUAUUAAAACAAGGUCCUAAGUCAUAUUUUCAAGUUUUUGGGAAAACCGACUCAGAGUUCUCAGAGAAGGGGAGGCUUUUUUGCCUGGUCUGAUACUUGAGAAGUAAGAUCCAUUGGGUUUCAUGAUUUCAUCAUGUUUGACCAAUCAAUCAAUCAAAAAUAUUGACUUAGGCAAAUAAGAAAAUGGCCUAAGUCCCCCUCUUGACACAGGCCAUUGUCCUACUGUACAGGGCAUAAAGGGCAUGAUCCUUUUAACUAAGGAUUUAGGUCAUUUUACAAGAGAUGGCCAGCAUAUUAAGAGGUGAUUCAGGCCAAAAACAAAUUUUCGUCAAAAAAUGACUUACUGUAGGUCUUUAUUUGAACAGGGUGACGAUAUGCAAACAAACAGGCAAAGCCCACUGACUUUUCCUCAAGCAAUCUCAAAGGUUGGGCAAGGUAUUAAACAACAGAGGAGGAGUUAUGAUGCAAAUUUUAAAUCAGAGUGAACAUCUGUCAAGCAGCUAAGAAAUAUGAUAUUCUUUGUUAUUGCAAUCUACCACCACGAGUUAUCUCACAGAUAUUGAAAAUAUAAUUUAAAAACAUUUAUUUUGCCUUUUUUUUUUGGUCUUAAAAAUCAUUUUGCAAAAACAGGUGUUGAAAAAGAGGGGUCAUCUUAUAUUCAGGUCAAUACGGAAAUUGUAUAAAGCAGGGGUAGGGAACCUAUGGCUGGGGAGCCAGAUGUGGCAAUUUUGAUGACUGCAUCUGGCUCUCAGACAUUUAAUAAAACCGUAAAAUGGAUUUAUUUCAAAUGUUUAUGCUGACAUUUUAAAGUAAAACAUUACAGAACUCACAGUGUUAAAAUAAUGUUCAAAAUAUAAAACUUUCUUAUGCAUUUUAAUCCAGCCAUCCAUUUUCUAGCGCAAUGCAGGUGGCCAGAGCCAAUGCCAGGUGUCCCUCCCAUAUUUUCCGGGUCAGACACCAAAACUUGAUUAUUAUUGGGUAGCGCGGUAGCCUGUUUAUUUAUUAUUGGUUAGCUUCAGUAUAACAACGUUAUUAAAAAGAAUAAAUUCAGAGACUUAUUAUUCUUGCUUAAAAAUACACACAUUUGGUUGUAUUCGGUGUUGAAAAAUGUGAUAUGGCUCUCACAGAAAUACAUUUUAAAAUAUGUGGCUUUCAUGGCUCCCUUAGCCAAAAAGGUUCCCGACCCCUGGUAUAA
Dunckerocampus dactyliophorus (ringed pipefish) is the source of this 5753-nucleotide messenger RNA. It is a transcript of the gene cmc2, whose product is annotated as C-x(9)-C motif containing 2. NCBI's taxonomy places the organism in Eukaryota, Metazoa, Chordata, Actinopteri, Syngnathiformes, Syngnathidae. Bases 448 to 687 code for a protein of 79 amino acids. The transcript has 5 exons. Gene Ontology annotation, cellular component: mitochondrion. The record is from RefSeq and is a predicted model, not a curated record.